This is a messenger RNA of Tricharina praecox, 1272 nucleotides long. RefSeq lists its product as uncharacterized. Gene Ontology annotation, molecular function: protein binding. The transcript has a single exon. The record is from RefSeq and is a predicted model, not a curated record. NCBI's taxonomy places the organism in Eukaryota, Fungi, Ascomycota, Pezizomycetes, Pezizales, Pyronemataceae. The annotation marks the transcript as partial.
CCAGCGCCGCAACUUCCAGACCAAAUACUCGAGCGCAUCUUCUCCUACGUUUGCCCGCAUGCAGUCGACCAGACCUACCUCUCGGCGGAGGAAUCGACGACCGAGGCUGGCUGCAUGCUCUGCGACAUGCGAGACCUCGCGCGGUGCGGAUCGGUUUGUCGGAGCUGGCACGAAGUGGCCGAGCGAUUGCAGUACACUUCGAUACGACUGGACUCGGUACACUAUUGCGGUCUGGAGGACGAGCUGCAGACCCGGCGCAAGCGCGGGAGUAUCUUCCAGAAGAAACACGAGCCGCCCAUGGAGGUGCCCGAGAUGCGCAUGCGGCUGCUGUACCGCACGUUCCAGGAAAACGAGCGCGUGGCCUAUCUGGUGCAGUUCGUCAAGAUGCCAUACAUGACGCGGGAAACGUGCAAAGCCGACCUUGCGCGGUUGGUGUCGCUGACUCCUGAGCUGCGGUAUUGCGACGUUCCCGAGGGCGUGUAUUCGGAUGACGCGUCGUGUGCCAGUCUGAAGGCGAUCCUGUACGCUCGCUGUCCGGAGCUCCGGAAAAUGGCCUGGAAUACCGGCAGCGAAAAGAACUUUGUCGACCUCUGGGCGCAAACUCCAUGGCGCAACCUUGAGGUUGUCAAUCUCUCAGCUCUCCGGGUCGAAAACGUGGACCUCGUUCGCGUGCUCAACUCCCUUCCCGCCCUUCAGGACUUGACCCUGAAAGGGCUCCCUUGGAUCUCGGACGCGGUCUUCGACGCCACUCCGAAUCCCGCUGGCCUCUUCCCCGCGCUUGCCAAAUUGGCCGUUGAAGAUGUCACCGCCGCCCUCACUCUCGAAGGCUUCAAGAUGUACCUCAGCCGGCCCAUGAUCGCUGCCUCCCUCACCGAACUCUCCCUAACCAACACCACCAUCGCCCCGCAAUCCCUCCACGAGCUGCUCUCUUGGUGUCCAUCCCUCGAAUCCCUCACCUUCCGUGGCACCGUUGCUCGAACGCUUCCAGCUCCGGAACCGCCGCACCUCAGAUCCCGAACCCUAACAACCCUCCGCUACGAAAUCACCUCUGACGCUUCAUCCAAAUCGCUCGCGAAGCCCACGCCCAGCUACUACUCGUACCUUGCGUCCUCGCUCCUCUCCAGCUCCCUCCCCAACCUCACCUCCCUCUACGUCCGCGAGUCCGAAUUCGCCGAGCGGCUAGCCGGGCACUCCUCGACUCUCUCGCACCCGCUCACGAUCCACACCAAGUCCGCGGAGCAAGACCACCUUGACUGGAGCAAGUUCCUGAUA